Messenger RNA from Penicillium manginii, 759 nucleotides. RefSeq lists its product as uncharacterized. Lineage: Eukaryota; Fungi; Ascomycota; Eurotiomycetes; Eurotiales; Aspergillaceae. The record is from RefSeq and is a predicted model, not a curated record. The transcript has a single exon. The coding region runs from base 1 to 759 and encodes 252 amino acids.
AUGUCAGCCGAAGCAGCAUCAAGCCAGUUCAUCUUGGACACUUACUUACACCGCCUAGUCACCCGUCUACAAGAGGAACUGGAAGGAAAUCUGUUAGCUGUCUACCUUUUUGGCUCUGCUGGCUACGGCGCAUAUGAGCCUGGUACCAGUGACGUUGACGUUUAUGCGAUCGUCCAUGCACCAAUACCUGAUUAUCACAAGCUUUCUCGCACCAUAGGCCAUGCUGCUCUACCCUGUCCAGCACGCAAACUUGAAUUCGUCCUUUUCACUAAAGACAAUGCUGCCAAGCAAACAGCCAGCCCUGUGUUUGAGAUGAAUUUCAAUACGGGAAAGGAUAUGGAUGACUACUUGAAUCUGACUGCUAGAACUGAGCCUCGAUUCUGGUUUCUGCUUGACAUUGCCAUUGGUCGUGAAUUGGGAAAGUCGCUCAUUGGUCCACCUCCCAGUACAACUUUUGCUGCUCCAAGGUUGGACUUUAUAUUUGAUUGCAUGAUUGAAUCUCUGGCCUGGCAACGUGAAAAUGACCCCAUAACAUCUGAUGGCGUUCUCAAUGCGUGUCGUGAGUUGAGUUAUGCGAAAACGUCCACAUGGAGGUCGAAAAUCAAUGCCGGUGCCUGGGUACUUGAAAACUACAAUCGGCCAGAGGUAGUGGGUCUUGCGAUGGAUGCUCGUGUUUCGAAGGCAGAGUUGCCACAGAAUCUUGCAUUGGAUUUCUUACUUCUCGUAGAGAAGGAACUCAAGGAAUGGCACGGGAAUUAA